UGCACCUAAUCACAAGUUGAGAGCACGAGACGAGGAGACCACGUCCUCUUCCACGCACGCCAACCCCAUUAGGACCUCUCGCUAGCUUGCCGGCGAGCGUCGACCAUGGCGGCCACCAACCCACGACCAGGCGCACCAACUCCACCCCCCGCAUGCCUUAACUGAUCGACCGAUCCCUGUCAUCUCCGGACAUCGCCAGCCCGCUGCACGGUUCCGUACCGUCCUCCUUCUUCCACGACGGUGGCGGCCAACCCGAAGCUACGACGAGCACCGCACCGUGAGUCCUGCUGCCGCAAUCGUCGGCGACGAUGAUGGUUAUGGGCUACUUCCGCGCGCCCAGGAUCGGCGGCAGGAGGAAGGAGAGGAAGGGCAAGGCCGGCGCGGCGCCGCAGGCCGAGGAGGCGGGGCUCCGGGAGGCGCUGCUGGAGCCGGCCGGCGGCGACGUGCUCCCCAAGGGGUACUUCGCGGUGUACGUCGGGGAGGAGGCGCGCCGGUUCGUGGUGCCCACGGGGUACCUGCGCGAGCCGGCGUUCCGGGACCUCAUGGAGCGCGCCGCCGACGAGUUCGGCUUCGCGCAGGCGGGCGGCCUGCGCGUGCCCUGCGCCGAGGAGGACUUCGAGGAGCUGCUACGCCGGCUCCACCCCAAGAACGGCUCCGGCAGCGGCAAGGGGAAGAACUAAGGAAGAAGGCCCAUUGCUCCAUUAGCCAGAGCUUGGACGACGCCAUGGCAGCGGCACCGGCGGCCGUGGCCGUGCCGUGCCGCGCCCGCGCGUACGUAGAAUGAUGUGUUUAUUUACUUUUAAAAUUAGCUAGAUCGCUUCGCGUUUGGUUCUUGAUUGUACAGAGUGCAAACGGCCACAUGCAUGAUGCGUUAGCUUAGCUUCGUGCAUGGUGUGUUGAUCGUCAUCGUUGGUUUCAUGGAAGAUUUGAAGUUCAUAUCAUCUCCCUUUCGUUUUUACUGCUGAUUUGGACGAAGACACGGUACGGUCUUCAGUACGGAAGUCGCAAAGUA
This is a messenger RNA of Aegilops tauschii subsp. strangulata, 1012 nucleotides long. Its product is annotated as auxin-induced protein 15A. The record is from RefSeq and is a predicted model, not a curated record. Lineage: Eukaryota; Viridiplantae; Streptophyta; Magnoliopsida; Poales; Poaceae. Gene Ontology annotation, biological process: response to auxin.